AUCCUCGGUGAAGAAUUGGACAGCUGCAAUAUAAAGCUGUUGGAAUUAGAUGCAUCAGUCCAGGACUUUGCAGAACAGAACGUGACACUGGCUAAGCAGCUGUCUAACAGGAUAGGGAAACUCACUGCGUUGCACCAACAGACCAUACGGCAGGCUGAGUACAGAGCAGCCAAGCUCAGUCAGGCGGCUUCACACUUGGAAGAAUACAAUGAGAUGCUGGAAUUCAUAUUGAAAUGGAUUGAGAAAGCAAAUAUCCUACUGCAUGGUAGUAUAACAUGGAAUUCUUCCUCGCAACUUCGUGAUCAGUUUAAAGCUUACCAGACUAUGCUUGAUGAGUCUGGAGAGAUUCAUGGUGAUCUUGAGGCCAUGAGUGAGAGGAUUGAGUAUCUGGCAAGUGUAUACUGUACUGAAGGAAUGUCACAGCAAGUGCUGGAACUGGGGCGACGGACAGAGGAAUUACAGCAAGUUAUCAAAAUGCGGUUACCAAGUCUCCAAGAUGCUGCCAAGGACAUGAAGAAAUUUGAAGUUGAGCUUAGAACAUUGCAGGCUGCUCUGGAGCAAGCCCAAGCCACACUGACCUCUCCAGAGCUUGGACAUUUGAGUUUGAAGGAGCAACUUUCUCACAGACAGCAUCUGUUGUCUGAAAUGGAAUCACUAAAGCCAAAAGUUCAUGCUGUGCAAGUCUGUCAGAGUGCCCUGAGGAUUCCUGAGGAGGUGGUCACUGGCCUGCCCAUGUGCCACAGUGCCCUCCGGCUCCAGGAGGAGGCCAGCCGCCUGCAGCACAUGGCCAUUCAGCAGUGCAACAUCAUGCAGGAAGCAGUGGUUCAAUACGAGCAAUAUGAGCAGGAAAUGAAACUUUUACAGCAAAUGAUAGAGAGUGCCCAUUGUGAGAUCCAAGACAAGCCAAUAGCAACCAGCAACAUCCGGGAACUCCAGGUCCAGAUUUCACGUCAUGAGGAGCUGGCUCAGAAGAUCAAAGGAUACCAAGAGCAAAUUGCUGCUUUGAAUUCGAAGUGCAAGAUGCUGACAAUGAAAGCAAAACAUGCCACCAUGCUGCUGACAGUGACAGAAGUGGAGGGGCUUUCAGAGGGAAUGGAGGAGCUGGAUUCAGACUUGCUCCCAGGACACCCUGCUCACCCCUCGGUGGUUAUGAUGACUGCUGGUCGCUGUCACACGCUGCUCUCCCCUGUCACUGAGGAGUCUGGGGAGGAGGGAACCAACAGUGAGAUUUCUUCUCCACCUGCUUGUCGCUCUCCCUCACCUGUGGCUAAUACAGAUGCUUCUGUUAACCAGGACAUUGCUUAUUACCAAGCCUUAUCUGCUGAACAGUUGCAGACAGAAGCUUCUAAAAUUCAACCCAGCACUUCAGCCACCCAGGAGUUUUAUGAACCAGGUUUAGAAUCAGCUGCUAGUGCCAAAUUAGAUGAUUUGCAGCGUUCUUGGGAAACACUGAAAAAUGUGAUCAGUGAAAAGCAGCGCACCCUUUAUGAAGCUCUUGAGCGGCAACAGAAAUAUCAGGACACACUCCAGUCUAUAUCCACAAAAAUGGAGACCGUGGAGAUCAAAUUAAAUGAGAGUUUGGAGCCAGCCAAAAGCCCAGAGAGCCAGAUGGCUGAGCAUCAGGCUUUGAUGGAUGAGAUUUUAAUGUUACAAGAAGAAAUCUCUGAGCUUCAGACCUCGUUAGCCCAGGAGCUGGUUUCAGAACCACUGGAUGCAGAAGCUGCAGAUCAGUUGGCAUUGCAGUCCACUCUCACAGUGCUGGCAGAACGAAUGGCCACAAUUCGAAUGAAGGCAUCAGGAAAAAGACAACUAUUAGAGGAAAAACUGAAUGAGCAGCUGGAAGAACAGCGGCAAGAGCAAGCUCUUCAAAGGUACCGUUGUGAAGCUGAUGAGCUUGACCACUGGCUACUGAGUACCCGAGCAACACUGGACACUGCUCUGGUUACUACUGAGGAACCUAUGGACAUGGAAGCACAGCUGGUGGACUGUCAGAACAUGCUGGUUGAAAUAGAGCAGAAGGUGGUAGCCUUGUCAGAGUUGUCUGUGCACAACGAGAACUUGCUUAUGGAAGGGAAGGCUCACACCAAGGACGAGGCAGAACAGCUGGCUGUGAAGCUCAGGACGCUGAAGGGCAGCCUUCUGGAGCUGCAGAGGGUGCUCCACGACAAACAGAUCAACAUUCGGGGAUCAUUACAAGAAAAGGAGGAGAGCGAUUUGGACUUUGUUUCUUCACAGAGCCCCAGUGUCCAAGAAUGGCUGGCACAAGCAAGAACCACUCGCUCACAGCAGCAGCAGAGCACCCUGCAGCAACAGAAAGAGCUGGAACAAGAGCUAGAAGAGCAGAAGAAUCUGCUUCGGUCAGUAGCAUGCCGUGGAGAAGAAAUCCUAACACAGCAAAGUGCCCCAGAAGGCUUGGGUAUAAGUGAGAAGCCCAAUAUGCUGUCUGAGGAAUUAGGCUUGGAAGCUGAGAAGCCAUCACCUGAAGGACAGAUGAAGGUGAAAUGGGAAAGCAUGAACCAGGAAUUCAAUACCAAGCAGAGACUGCUUCAGAAAGCUUUGGAACAAGAACAGCUGCAGCUUUACAGCAGACCAAACAGACUGAUAUCUGGAAUACCUUUGUAUAAGGAGGAAGGACAGGAUGAAGAUAAAUCUGCAGUGUCACCAGUGUUGGUUGAAUUGAACCAGGCCUUUAAGGAUGCGUCACCUGAGGCUGGACGAGUGGAGGAGAGCCUGCAUCUCGAACAGAAGCUGUAUGAUGGUGUCGCAGCCACCUCCUUGUGGCUGGAUGGUGUGGAAGAACAGGUCUUUGUUGCUACGGCUCUGGUGCCAGAGGAAGAAACAGAAACAUACCUCUGCAAGCAAGAGUCUCUUGCCAAGGAAAUCAAAGACAUAACGGAAGAAAUGGAUAAGAACAAGAAUUUAUUUGCUCAGCUGUUUCCUGAGAAUGGUGAUAACAGGGAUAUUAUAGAUGACACUUUGGAUUGUCUCCUGAGAAGAUUGACCUUACUGGAGUCAGUAGUAAAUCAGAGAUGCCAACAGAUGAAAGGACGGCUCCAGCAAAUCGUGACUUUCAAGAAUGAUCUGAAGCUCCUAUUUACAUCAGUGGCUGAUAACAAAUACUUAGUUCUACAGAAACUAGCAGAGGCAGUCGAGAGACCAGAAACAGAACAAAUGGAGGUCAUUCGGCAGGCAGAGGAAGGUUUGAAGGAACUAGAUGCUGAAAUCAAUGAAUUAAAGAAGCGUGUAGACAAGCUACAGAUUGACCAAUCUUCUGUGCAAGAGCUGUCUAAGAUCCAGGAAAGCCAGCUGCAGUCUGAGAGGAGGUACUUUGCUGUAGCACAGGCUGGUCAUAGGGAUACUGGUUCAUUAGUUUCUGGAUGUCUUGUCUUGGUCAAAAGAAUGGGCUUGCCCUCAAAAUCAGACGACAAGUAUGAUGAGCUGAUGAUGAUCGUUGCAUCCAGACGGAGUGACCUGAACCAGAAUCUGGCUCUUAAGAGGCAGUAUGAACGGGCUUUGCAGGACCUGGCAGACCUGGUAGAAACAGGUCAGGAGAAGAUGGCUGGUGACCAGAAAAUGAUUGUGGCUUCUAAGGAAGAGGUUCAAACACUACUUGACAAACAUAAGGAGUAUUUUCAGGGAUUGGAGUCUCACAUGAUCCUGACGGAAACACUCUUUAGAAAGAUGAGUAGCUUUGCCCUUUUGAAGGAAACUCGGUCGCAUUCAGAGCUAAUGACACAAGCUUCAGCUGUAUUAAAGCUGGCUCAUAAACGAGGUGUGGAGCUGGAAUACAUUCUAGAGACCUGGAUGCAUCUGGAUGAAGAUUACCAGGAACUUACCAGGCAGCUGGAGUCUGUUGAGGGUAACAUUCCCACUGUUGGUUUGGUAGAAGAGACAGAGGACAGGCUUGCAGACCGGAUUACACUUUUUCAGCAUCUGAGAUCUAACCUGACUGAAUACCAAGCUAAAUUAUACCAAGUGCUAGAUGAUGGGAAAAGGCUCCUUUUUUCUGUUAGCUGCUCAGAUCUCGAAAGUCAACUGAACCAACUAGGAGAACGCUGGUUAAGUAACAGCAGCAAGGUUACUAAGGAGCUUCACAGGCUGGAGACAAUACUAAAGCACUGGACAAGGUACCAGAGUGAAUCAAAUGAAUUGACACAUUGGUUACAAUCUGCAAAGGAGCAACUUGAGUUUUGGAGCCAGCAGUCUUUGACAGUUCCUCAAGAACUGGAAACAGUCCGAGAUCAUUUGAACUCCUUUUUGGAGUUUUCGAAAGAGGUGGAUGCUAAAUCAUUACAGAAAUCUUCUGUCCUGAGUACUGGGAACCAGCUCCUCAGGCUGAAGAAGGUGGAUACAGCAACACUGCGUGCAGGAUUGUCCCGCAUUGACAGUCAGUGGACAGAGCUGCUCACACAAAUCCCAGCAGUACAAGAGAAAUUGCACCAGCUCCAGAUGGACAAAAUUCCGUCUCGUCAUGCUAUCACUGAAGUUAUGAGCUGGAUUUCCCUGAUGGAAAAUGUCAUACAGCAGGAUGAAGAGACUAUAAAAAAUGUAGUAGGACAGAAAGCCAUUCAGGAUUAUGUCCAGAAGUACAAGGGCUUCAAGAUAGAUUUAAAUUGCAAACAACUGACAGUAGAUUUUGUGAACCAAUCAGUGCUACAGAUUAGCAGCCAGGAUGUUGAAAGUAAGCGUAGUGACAAAACUGAUUUUGCAGAACAGCUUGGAGCAAUGAACAGACGCUGGCAGAUCCUGCAAGGCCUGAUAACAGAAAAGAUCCAGCUGUUGGAAAGUCUAGAAGAAUCCUGGACAGAAUAUGAAAAUAAUGUGCAGUGCCUAAAAACUUGGUUUGAAACACAAGAGAAGAAGCUGAAACAGCAACAGAAGAUUGGAGACCAGGCUUCAGUACAGAAUGCUUUGAAAGACUGUCAGGAAUUAGAAGAAUCUAUAAGAACAAAGGAAAAAGAAGUAGAAAAUGUAGAACAAAGUGGUCUUUCUUUGAUAAAGAACAAGAGCGAAGAAGUCUCUUCUGCUGUUAUGAGUACAUUGCAAGAAAUUAACCAUUCCUGGGCCAAUUUGGAUCACAUGGUUAGCCAGCUGAAGAUAUUGUUGCAAUCUGUUCUUGAUCAGUGGAGCAUUUACAAAGUGGCUUAUGAAGAAUUGAAUAGUUACCUGACAGAAGCCAGAUAUUCUUUGUCCCGUUUUUAUCUUCUUACUGGUUCUCUGGAAGCUGUGAAAGUGCAAGUUGAUAACCUUCAGAGCCUACAAGAUGAAUUGGAAAAACAAGAAAGUAGCUUACAGAAAUUUGGUUCUGUGACCGAUCAGUUGUUGAAAGAAUGUCAUCCACCAGUGACUGAAACACUUACCAACAAUUUGAAAGAAAUUAAUAUGAGGUGGAGCAACCUUCUGCAGGAGAUUGCAGAGCGGCUGCGUGCCAGUAAGGGCCUCCUUCAGCUGUGGCAGAGGUACAAGGACUGUUACCAGCAGUGCUCUUCCACAAUCCGUCAGCGGGAAGACCAGACCAACGAACUCCUGAAGGCUGCCACCAGCAAAGACAUUGCUGAUGAUGAAGUUACUACUUGGAUUCAAGACUGCAAUGAUGUGCUUGCAGGUUUGAAGACAGCACAGGAGUCACUGGUCGUUCUUCAAGAACUGGGAGAGGAGCUGAAAAGCCAGGUGGAGGCUUCAGCAGCAGCAGCUAUACAGUCUGAUCAUCUUUCUCUGAAACAGAACCUAUCAGCUCUAGAACAGGCUCUCCGCAAGCAACAGGCGGUACUUCAGGCUGGCGUGCUGGAUUACCAAACUUUUGCAAAGAACCUGCAAGUCCUUGAGGCCUGGUUAACAGAAGCAGAAGAAAUAUUGAAAGGACAGGAUCCUGGUCACUCAUGCCAUCUCUCAGCAAUACAGAGCAGAAUGGAGGAACUCAAGAGUCAGAUGUUGAAGUUCAGCAGCAUGGCCCCAGAUUUGGACCGUCUUAAUGAACUGGGUUACAGGCUUCCUCUGAAUGAUAAAGAAAUCAAAAGGAUGCAGAACCUGAACCGACAUUGGUCUCUGAUCUCAUCUCAGACUAUGGAAAGAUUCAG
This is a messenger RNA of Merops nubicus (carmine bee-eater), 6077 nucleotides long. RefSeq names its product nesprin-1-like. The record is from RefSeq and is a predicted model, not a curated record. Gene Ontology annotation, molecular function: protein binding. The annotation marks the transcript as partial. NCBI's taxonomy places the organism in Eukaryota, Metazoa, Chordata, Aves, Coraciiformes, Meropidae. The transcript is spliced from 38 exons.